Molecule: messenger RNA, 873 nt
Organism: Pseudonaja textilis
Lineage: Eukaryota; Metazoa; Chordata; Lepidosauria; Squamata; Elapidae
Source: RefSeq, a predicted model, not a curated record
GAGCCCUUUGGAGUUGCUCUGCUUGAAAGAGGAAGGAUGGAGACACCGCCUUUGGUCAAGGAGUGGAGCGGAAAAGGCCCUGCGGCUCUUCAGCCUGGGAACUGUGGGGAGAGCUGGACCAGAACUGGGCAAAAGGUCCUGCAGGAGGGAACCGUCCUCCCUUCAGAAGUUCCGCCCUUGACCUCCAUCCAAUACCGGGAGGUUGAGGGUCCCCGAGGACUUUGUAGCCGACUCCAUGAGUUGUGCAGGCGAUGGCUGAGACCACGAAAGCACAGCAAAGCCCAGAUGCUGGACCUGGUAGUUCUGGAACACCUCCUGUUCCUUCUGCCCCCAGAGAUGGAGGGCUGGGUGCGGGAAUGUGGAGCAGAGAGCAGUUCCCAGGUGGUGGCCCUGGCGGAAGGCUUCCUCCUGAGCCAGGCAGAGGAGCAGAAGGAGCAGCUCCAGUGGCAGCACUACACUGUGGAGAUGAGAGAUCCUGAGGGAAAGAAGAACCCAUCAAAUCCCACUCAGGAGCUAUUUUUCAGGAGGAUCCCUUGGGAAGAUCCAAGUCAGGAUACCUCAGGAGAGAAACAAAGAAUGAAGCUUUCUGGUUUUUAUGACAGAGCUCAAACAGCGGUUGAACCUCCAAAUCAAGUAAGAAAGGGAAAAGUUUAUUGGAGUUGUAUUCUCCCUUCAGGAAGUGAAGCGGGUGUGCAGAGGGCUCUCUCCUUCUAUUUUCCUCCCUUGUUUGGCCUGGAUUAUUUUUGUGUUCUUCCACAACAUGGAGAGCAGAAUAGCAGAUUCAAGUUGCUAUCAGCCAUCAUAGCUUCCUCUAGUUAUCUUAUUCUACUAGAUACUUCUCCAACUUUGACUUUACAGGAAGCAAUUUUUUAA